GCACCAUCACCUCCUGCCAACUUCUCUGUCUGCAGCCUCUGACCCUGCAGUCCAGGAAACGAGUCCCUAGAUGGUGGAGCUGCAGUGGAGCCCAGGCUUAACAAAGUGAAGGUUAAGGGGUGCCCUGGUUACAGUCUAGAAGGUGGAAGCAGGAAAUGUCACUAACACAGUCUACUUCCUUCUGCAUUAGGGGAAGAUCUGAUCCUGAACCUCAAACUUCUCAGUAUCUCUUUGGACAACGGAGAGCUGGCAAAGGCUGCGGUGUGGGAAGGUCGCCCUCUGACAACAAAAUGUCUCCGUCGACCCCUGUGUCUGGAUUGUCUCUUCCAUGGUUGGUGCUGCUGCUUCUCCUGGAGAUCCCUGGGGCCGGGGCCCAGGAGUUCCAGCUGCUGCAGCCCCAGGGCGCCGUGUCGGUGUCAGCGGGAGAGACUCUCACACUGAACUGCUCUGUGACUGGGCUCGGUCCACCGGGACCCGUGAAGUGGUUCAAGGGCUCGGGCAGUGGCCGCCAGCUCGUUUAUGACCAGAAGGGAUCAUUCCCCCGGGUGACGCGGGCUGUGAGUGGCUCUAGCACAGACUUCACCAUCCACAUCAGUGACACCCGCCCCGAGGACGCCGGGAUCUAUCGCUGUGUGAAGUUUGAGAAGGGGUCGGGAGCCGAUGAGGAGAUCAGAUCCGGCGCUGGCACCGUCGUGUCUGUGAGCGCCAGACCGUCGGCCCCGUCCAUGUCCGGCCCCCCCAGCAGGGCAGAGCCGGGCCCCCCAGUGACUUUCACCUGCACGUCAGGAGGAUUCGCCCCCAGAGACAUCGCUGUGACCUGGCUCAAAAAUGGGGCCAAACUCCCAGCCCCCCAGCCCCGGGUUCUCCCUGCACACGAGAGCGUCUCCUACAGCGUGUCCAGCACCGUGGGGGUGAACCUGACCGCAGGAGACGCCCGCUCCCAGCUCACCUGUCAGAUAGAGCACAGCACCUUACCGGCUCCCCUGCGUGCGACUUACAAACUCAGCGAUGCCCUGCGAGUUCCCCCCAGGCUGCGAGUGGGCACUGACCCAGCAGUGCCCGUCGCACCGAACGAGUCUGUGACGUUCACCUGCCACGCGGAGGGGUUUUACCCCAAGGACGUGAGUCUCACCUGGCUGGAGAACGGAAAUGAGACGAAUCUGGGAAAACCCUCCCCCCUGGCUGAGAAUCCAGACGGGACGUACACUCUCCAGAGCUCCCUGGAGGUCAACGCAACCGAGCAGAGGAGUCAGUCCAUGUUCACCUGUCGGGUUGUGCACGAUUCCCAGUCCCCCAUCAGUGCCAGCGCGACACUGAGACUCUCCCAGCCAUCUGCUGAGCCAGGUCAGAGUCUGUUCUCCAGCCCCGCUCUCUGGAUCGGGCUCUUCCUGGAGAAGGUGCUGACAGCCGCCUUCCUCCUCUUCCUCUUUCUGCGCGCCCCUGGUCUAUUUCCCUGUUUUCUCGCACUGUCGCCACCUGCCAACUUCUCUGUCUGCAGCCUCUGUCCCCCAGAGCAGGAAACGAGUCCCGAUGGUGGAGCUGCAGUGACCCCUGCUGGCCAAUCAGAUGGAGCCCAGGCUUGACAGAGCAAAGGUGAAGGGGUGACCUGGUUACAGUCUAUAAGUACCUACGUGACAUGGGGAACGAACAUUUCAUAAUGGGCUCGUCAGUCUGGCAGAUAAAGGUCUGACACACGAUCCAAUGGCUGGAAGUUGAAGCUAGACAAAUUCUGACUGGAAAUGAGGCCUAAAUUUUUAAUGGUGAGAGUAAUUAACCCCUGGAACAAUUUACCAAGAGUUGUGGUGGAUUCUCCAUCAU
This is a messenger RNA of Chrysemys picta bellii (western painted turtle), 1818 nucleotides long. The record is from RefSeq and is a predicted model, not a curated record. Lineage: Eukaryota; Metazoa; Chordata; Testudines; Emydidae.